Molecule: messenger RNA, 1116 nt
Organism: Trachemys scripta elegans
Lineage: Eukaryota; Metazoa; Chordata; Testudines; Emydidae
Product: cytochrome c oxidase assembly factor 1 homolog
Exons: 7
Coding region: 407-865 (152 amino acids)
Biological process (GO): mitochondrial respiratory chain complex I assembly; mitochondrial respiratory chain complex IV assembly
Cellular component (GO): mitochondrial inner membrane
Source: RefSeq, a predicted model, not a curated record
GUGGCAGUGCCCCAAGUCUGUGCAUCCUGCAGCUGAGCCCUACCAAUAAAGUUAAUGUUUAUGCUGCCCGGUUACAAUAUGGCGGCUCCCAUGGAGAGAGCGUGAAUCUCUCCUGCCUGCUUCGGGUUCCUGCUGCAAGCGUCUCUGUGGCACCAAAGUUCUGGUACUUGAAGAGUUCCUAUUGCCACAGAAAUCUGCGGAUUCCUUUCUGUACUUGAACAUCAACAUUUCAUCUUCAGAGACUGCUGUCUCAGUGACAACACUGGGAAAGAAAGUAUUUUGUGGGCAUUAUCAACAAACCAUCUCUGAAGCCCUGUGUCUCCAGACAUUUACUGGGAGAAAAACCAGAUCAGACCCAGCUGCCUUGUACAUACCAAACAACUCACUGUUUCGUCUUACAAGAGUCAUGGACAGUUAUUUCCAUCUCAUUCUUCUGGGGAGAAAAAUGCCAGCCUCUUUAAGAAAACUACAGCAAAUGGCUAUUUAUCUGGGGCUGUUAAGUGGUGGGGGAUGUGCUAUGAUGUAUUAUCUUAUGCAAAAAAGUUUUGCCAGGACACAGUAUUAUCAGCUGGCUAUUGAGCAGCUUAAGAAUGACCCUGUAGCCUUGGAGGCACUGGGGGCCCCCCCUCUUAAAGUUCACAACAUCAGACUGACAGACAAGAGUAAUCGCGUUGACAUGGCCAGAGCACAGUUAAAGAUACCAGUAUCUGGAACAAAAUCAGCUGGAUAUCUCCAUACCAAUUCAGUAAAAGACCUCUCCCUUAACUGCUGGUGUCUCCGAGAUGUCACCUUGCAACUCAGGGAUGGUCAGAAUAUUCCAGUGUAUCAUUCGUGUGUGGAGAGCACCAACACACAGGAGGGGUGAAAAAGAAAGACAGCUGCUUUGCACAUCCUGUCACUUGAGGAUCUAUUGAUUGGUUGCAUAUUACUGUGUACAUUCAGCAUUGUCACAAAUGGACAAUUUCAGUUAAGUGGACAAUCUUACAGUCCAAUUAUUUCUCUAGCACUGAGCUCAGUGUUGGUAUUGUUAAUUUCAUUCUUUUUUAUUUGUGUGUAUGGCAGAAACCCAAAAUAAAGAUUUUACAGUACUAUUACUGUUCCAGAGUAUCACAUUGU